Amoebophrya sp. A25 is the source of this 2343-nucleotide messenger RNA. The record is from the annotation of a GenBank genome assembly. Lineage: Eukaryota; Dinophyceae; Syndiniales; Amoebophryaceae.
AGAGGCACAACAUGAGUGACAUAAUCGAAUGACUACAAGUGCAAGUGUUGAUCUGCAGCUCUGCGCGUCCCCACAUACUCGUAUAUUCUUAGUUCUUCUGCAAUCAAGGAAUAACUACUUGUAUAUUACGCGAUGAAUACAAUCACAGGACUACAAUUCUCUACCAGUAAAAAAGUACAUGGAUAAAUGCAUCAGCGCCUUUGACAAAGGGUGUGAAUGAAGGCGUGCUGCGCGUCUCUUUCCAGAUCUAGCGCGAAGGUACUGAUAAUUUCACUUCGCAAAAAAAUACAGGAAUCCUAAUGACUGUUUGGAGCAAUUUCUGAUUUGUCUUUUGUUUGAAAUGUUGAUGUUGGAACGAAAAAGUGGUGUGAGGACACACUCAAUUAGUACUUUAGGCCCAGAAGAUGAAUCACAAAUUCGUUGUUCCUGAUACCUGAUACACCCGUACAGGUAGGAGCAGAGUGGCAGCCGCGUUCUGGCUCCAAGCACCAGAAAGACAAAGCGCCGACACAACCAGAAGCGGACCUUCCUGAGAAUUAUUUCACUUUCCGUGAACAACGCGAUCUAGAAGUCGACAACGAGCAGGAUCACAACGUAGAAAUAAGUGACAGCGACAGCAGUGAGCAUCGACUUCGUGAUAUGGUGGAGAAAGCCUCGACAAACUCCGGCACAUUGCCGGGUUCUCCAAGUGGUCUAGGAGCGGGCGGCGUUGUCAUAGGAGCAGGCGGAGCAGCUUCUUCAACAGGAGCUGGGAAGGAAGCUGCUCCUGGCGCAGCAGCUUCUGGCGCAGCAGUUUCUUCAACAGCAGCUGGGAAGGAAGCUGCUCCUACAUCAGAAGCAGUAGUACAACCCCCGCUAAGCAAUGGGAUCACGACUGCUGCUGAGAAGAUCACUGGUGGUAAUUAUACGUCGGCAACAGAACAAGCAGUAGUACAACAGCCACUAAGUAAUGGUACAACUACAAACACAACGACAACUGCUAUAAGAGCAGAAGGAAGCGGCACUGCACAGUCACGUCAAGUCUCACGCGGUAGUUCCUUCGGCAUACCUUCAGUCGGAGCAUCAUCAACCUCGGUUACUGCAGGAAGAAGUAGCGUAGCAGCAGCGGAAGCAGCAGAUUUGGUCGAUAGAACGACGCAGAACGACGGACACGCAAUACCAAAAGACGAUACUUCGAAAAGGCGUGACAGUGAUGAUGGUGUUCCACGGACAACAUCGUGCUGUAUGGCAUGAAUUAAUGAGUGAUUGUUCCACUUUUCGAAUAGAUGACCGAGUAGCUUUUUUGUAGUGCAUAUAGUACGAGUCUGCGUUUUACUGAUCGUCAUUUCGGAUUACUUCUCCUGAGAGGGCGUAAUGAUUUACACUUUAUACUGGCUACCCCUUUCUUCCUUCAUACUCGCCUCCUCUAGACCCAGCAAAGGGGACUUUCGGCAUCGCGAUUCCUACGGCUUCGACUCGAUAGCCGAUGACGCUGACUAUGAAAAGAAAUUCGAACCUAAGAAGGAGCGACGAAGAGCACGCUUACCGAGACAGUUACCGCCUCGCUUUUCCGACGAAAUACGAGCCAUCUGUCGCAAGGGCGUACCAGACGAAAGACGAGGGGAAGUUUGGGCGUACUGUUUAGGCUCAAGUCUUAAGCGCGCAGCAAAUCCGAAUCUAUACAAGGAACUGUGUGCGAGAGCGAAACAACGGAGUAAGGAUCCUGGUGCUGGAGCGGCCAAUCGAAGGAACGAUGAUGCUGUUGGAGGAACAAAAGAGCCUGGAGACAAAAACGGAGCAGAAGAAUCAUCAGAUCAUGAUGUUGGCUUGCCACCAAGUGUUGCGAACGCGAUAGAGCUAGAUCUGGAUCGAACCUAUUGCGGACACGAGAAGCUAAACAAAGAAGAUUUGCGGUCAGUGCUGCAAGCCUUCGCGCUGAAACAACCGAAGAUUGGAUACUGUCAAGGUACUUCGUUGCAGACGAGUGGCUUUUUAAUUCUUGUGUUUGUGAUUUGUACGUGUGUCUGAGGACAAGGAAGGCUAUAGUACUUGGAACCAGAAGAUGAAAAUCAAAGUGGCGCCUGAUUCUGUUGUUCCCUUCUCAAAAAAGAAAAAGGUUCGGCUACUUUCUGUUUUUGUGGAUUCCACCUCUUCUUGAUGCUUAUAUAGGUCUUAACUACAUCGUGGGCCGCUUUUUUCUGUUUCUCGAUCCUCAGGUCUUAACUACAUCGUGGGCCGCUUUCUUCUGUUUCUCGAUCCGGAGGAUUCGUUCUGGGCACUCGAUUGUAUUUGCGAAGGCUACUACCCUUUUGCGUUGCCCAAGGAUCAUGGAAAGUGGGAGUUAGGGCAAGCGGACUACUAUAA